GGGGGGGGUGAGGAUGGCCGUGCCCGGGCAGGACCCGCACCCAGCAUCCCCUCGGGCCGGCGGCGGGGGAGGCGGUGCCGAUGUGCGGGGCGGGGCGGGGGCCGGACGGACUCCAUGUCCCAGGGUCCCCGGGGCCGGGGCCCGGGCCGCGCCGUGCCGGGGAAGGGGGAAGGAUGCUGCGGGCGGGCUGCCGAGCCGCGCUGCCCCGCUGGCCGCCGGCCUCCGCGCCGCUGAGCGGGGCCGGGGGGGUCGGGGAAGGGGGGGAAGCGAAGCGGACGCCGCUGGACGCCCUGCACCGGUCCCGCGGCGGGAGGAUGGUGGCGUUCGCCGGCUGGAGCCUGCCGCUGCACUACGGGCAGGGCCACCUGCAGUCCCACCUGCACACCCGCCGCCACUGCUCCCUCUUCGACGUCUCCCACAUGCUGCAGACCCGGGUGUAUGGCCGGGACCGUGUCAGGUUCAUGGAGAGCUUGGUGGUGGGGGACAUCGGCGAGCUGAAGCCGGGACAGGGCACCCUGACACUGGUCACCAACGAGAGGGGCGGCAUCGUAGAUGACCUCAUUGUCACCAACACGUCAGAAGAUCACCUCUAUGUGGUGUCCAACGCUGGCUGUGCCGAAAAGGACUUGGCUGUCAUGAGGGACAGAGUGGCGGAGCUGCAGGCUGCCGGCAGUGACGUCCACCUGGAGGUGUCGGACAACGCGCUGCUGGCUCUGCAAGGUCCCUCCAUGGCACGGGUGCUGCAGGCGGGGCUGUCGGAUGACCUCUCCAAGCUGUUCUUCAUGAACAGCAUCACCACGACGGUCUUUGGUGUGCCGGGCUGCCGGGUCACGCGCUGCGGUUACACUGGCGAGGAUGGCGUAGAGAUCUCGGUGCCCGCGGGGCGGGCGGUGGAGCUGGCCGAGAGGCUGCUGGGUGUCCCUGAGGUGUGGCCAGCGGGGCUGGCGGCCAGGGACAGCCUGCGCCUGGAGGCCGGGCUCUGCCUCUACGGCAAUGACAUCGACGAGACCACCACGCCUGCCGAGGCUGGGCUGCUGUGGACCUUGGGAAAGCGGCGGCGUGCGGCCAUGGACUUCCCCGGCGCGGCUGUCAUCAUGGCACAGGUGAAAGAGAAGCCGAAGCGCAGGCGUGUGGGGCUGACGUCAGUGGGACCCCCCAUCCGUCCCCACACGGCCAUUCUGGGCCCCGAGGGCACGUCUGUGGGCACGGUGACCAGCGGCUGCCCCUCGCCCUCCCUGGGCAAGAACAUCGCCAUGGCCUACGUGGAGGCGGCACACAGCCGGGCCGGCACCGCGCUCACCGUCGAGGUGCGGAAGAAGCAGCACCCGGCCGUCAUCACCAAGAUGCCCUUCGUUCCCACCCAGUACUAUAUGGCCAAGUGAGGCCACCACCCGCUGCGGGCACGGCACCCCAAUAAACGCCCCUGCCCCAC
This is a messenger RNA of Chroicocephalus ridibundus (black-headed gull), 1432 nucleotides long. RefSeq names its product aminomethyltransferase (gene AMT). The record is from RefSeq and is a predicted model, not a curated record. The transcript has 8 exons. Gene Ontology annotation, molecular function: aminomethyltransferase activity; protein binding. Lineage: Eukaryota; Metazoa; Chordata; Aves; Charadriiformes; Laridae. The coding region runs from base 81 to 1382 and encodes 433 amino acids. Gene Ontology annotation, cellular component: mitochondrion. Gene Ontology annotation, biological process: glycine catabolic process.